AUUAAUAACAAUAAAUAAAUGAUCUAGAGGGCCGGAUAGAAUUACCUGUAGUGCCGGAUCCGGCCCCCGGGCCUCGACUUUGACACGUGGUAUAAAGUGUUUAAUAGUUAUGUAAACGUUUAAAGAAAAAGAGACCCAGAACUUUUGAAAGACUGAAGCAGCAGCUUCCUCCAGGUGGGUCGGCUCUCUGCCAGAUCAUAAAUCAUUCUCACAGCGACACAUUGCAACCUGGUGCGAGGCCCCCCCCAUCUGAAAUAUGCCCCAAAACUCUGUCUCAGGUCUGCAUGGAAGGAAUCCUCCAAAUGUUGACGUCAGGAGCAGACAAAGAUUACAGUAGGUUGAGCGAUGAUAAAAGAAGCGCGGCUGCAGAGUCACGUGGAGGAAAGCCCCGCACUAAUGAAGGGGAGGGACGAAUGAUCCGGAGAGGCCAACACCCAGAGGGACGAGGCUUCAGGCUCCUGCAGUUGAGCUGCCGUUACCCAGCCAGGCCCAAGAAAUCCUUCACUAAUCCCCACCCCCACUCACCACCCCCACGCCUAAUCAGAGCUGACAGGUCACCUGUCCCGGGCAGGACUCUCAGUCCGUUCUGUGUGAUGGGCGUUCAGGGCUCUUUCCUUUAUUCUCACUUUUGCUUUGUUUUGUGGGGGGAAUCUUCUGACCUUCGAUGACCCCUGAUGUCUUGUCUCCUGGUAUCUCCUGGAUGUGAGCUCUCCGGAAGCGUUGGGUGACAUCAUGCGUCUCCUUCUGCGCCUGCAUGUAUUCGUCCUCUGCCUCAGGACUGCUCUAAGCUUCUGUCCGUCCCAGUGUACCUGCGUUUUCCACGGGCGCAGCGACGGAACAGGAACCAGGUCUGUGCUCUGCAAUGACCCGGACAUGUCGGACAUCCCCGUCAACGUUCCUGUGGAUACCAUCAAACUCCGCAUAGAGAAAACUGCAGUGCGGCGAAUCCCAACAGAGGCCUUCUACUACCUGGUGGAGUUACGGUACCUUUGGAUUACCUACAACUCAAUAACCUCAGUGGAUACUGGAAGUUUCUACAACUUGAAAGUGCUGCAUGAGUUGAGGCUGGAUGGGAAUAUGGUGUCUGUUUUCCCUUGGGAGUCUCUAAAAGAGAUGCCAAGACUGAAAACGUUGGACCUUCACAACAACAGGCUCACCACAGUUCCUACUGAGGCCAUCCCCUACCUUCUCAACAUCACUUACUUGGAUCUGUCCAGCAACAAGUUAGCAACCCUACCAUCUGAUCUCAUGGACAUCUGGCCGCCGUUCAAUGGAGAACCAGUGUCUUCUAAUGCUUCUCAGAAAGUCGUGUUAGGCCUCCAGGACAACCCCUGGUUCUGUGACUGUAAAAUCUCAAAGCUGAUAGAGAUCUCCAAAAUGGCAGACACCCCGGUAGUUCUGAUGGACCUGUUCCUGACCUGCGCUGCACCAGAGAGCCUGGCAGGAGUUCUGUUUCAGCGUGCUGAGCUGGAUAAUUGUGUGAAACCAUCAGUGAUGACAUCUGCAACCAAGAUCACGUCUCCUUUGGGUAGCAAUGUUCUCUUUCGGUGUGACGCCACAGGAUCUCCAACACCCACCCUCCAUUGGAUCAAGUCUGAUGGUUCAGCGAUCAAUAACACGGGUAAGAGCCCUGUUAGUUUGAAACAGCGAACUCUGUACUCUGUCCAGUUUCUCCUGACUUUGUGUCCUUGCUCCAUUCCAGUUCAAGAAUCUCCUGGGGAAGGAAUCCGGUGGUCCAUCAUGAGCUUGCAUGGAAUCGAGAACAAAGAGGCAGGGAACUACAGCUGCAAAGCCAAGAAUGUGGCGGGCACCGCAGAGGCCACCAUCUCUCUGUCUGUUGCUGGGACCAUCAGCACCACCAUCCCACCCCCAAAGCCGGGCAUUGCAUCUGGACUUGGUACCACAGUCACCCCUCCAACAGCUGUUUCCAGCUUAGCACUCACCACGGCCUUCCCGAGAUCAUCAACAGCUCUCUCUGGGGUCCAGAAGAGCCCCAGAACCACCCCCAGCUCUGGUCUGAGAGACUCUUUGAAACAGACCAAAACCCAGCAGGGGGGCAACGGGAGAAAACUUGCUGCAGAUGAGAAGAGCAACAAAAGUGAUGCCUCACAGUCUUUCAAAGACCUGGAGAUCGUGGAAGAGACAGCUGACAGUGCCGUGCUGCUCUGGACUGCGGGUGGAGUACAAGGCGAUGCCCCCCUGACCGUUGUGUAUUCACCCUACGGUGAGGAUGACUCCAAAAGGACAGUGGAGACUAAAGCAGGGACUGGAAAAUUGCUCCUGGAUGGUCUGUCUCCUGGGAUGAGGUACUCCGUAUGUCUCGUAGCAAAAGUUAACCCUGCGGCGAAGGAUCCUUGCAUUGACUUCUACACUCUGGACGAUGCAGACAGUGAAGGCCAGAACCAGCUGUUCUUCAUCAUCAGCGGCAUUGCCUGUGCUGUGGCCCUGCCUCUCAUCGCUCUGCUGGUCUACAAGAUUCUGGCUCUCUAUUGCAAAGGAGGCACCACAGAUCUAGAUGCAGAGGAGCUGGAAAAAGACAGUUAUGUCAAGUUUGAGACCAUUUCAAUGAAACAAAGAACUCUGAACUCUCACCCAUCCGAGCUCUGGGCAAGGAGACCGACGAACGAGUCGGAGCGGCUGCUGCUGUGCUCCCGGUCCAGCAUCGACUCACAGAUGACUUACGACAGUUCCCGCUCCGAGUAUCUCUGUUGACUCCACAGCACUCCACAGUCAGACUAAAUACUCUGCCUUUCAGCAUUCUGAGGGAAAGGGAAAGUGUUCAGAAAAGGUGGGAUAGUAACACUACAAGACUGAAUAUUACAUUUAUUCAUUUAAUGAAGAGGAAAGCUCUUGAUGGAGAAUGAGUUCUCUUAAAAGUGCAGUUGGGCCUGUUGAACCCUUCAGCAGAGUCCUGUUUUUGAGCCUUACUCUCAACAGAGAAACAGAAAUGUUGGGCUAAUCUUCUCCUGGGAAAGUGUACAUCAGUUUUUCAAAGUUUGCAGUCACUUUAAUGCCAAAAGUUCCAAAAUAUCAGAGAAGAUCCACAACAAUGUCCAUCACAUCCACUGUUGCUUCAUGGAGCCGCCGGCUGGUGCCUUAGACAUGGAGGUUCUGUCUGUGUGUUUGAUAGAAAACAGGAUGUGACUUAUCUGAUAAUUGCUGCCACUUUAUAUGAUAAU
This is a messenger RNA of Oryzias melastigma (Indian medaka), 3179 nucleotides long. It is a transcript of the gene lrit3a, whose product is annotated as info leucine-rich repeat, immunoglobulin-like and transmembrane domains 3a. The record is from RefSeq and is a predicted model, not a curated record. The coding region runs from base 733 to 2712 and encodes 659 amino acids. The transcript is spliced from 3 exons. Gene Ontology annotation, molecular function: protein binding. NCBI's taxonomy places the organism in Eukaryota, Metazoa, Chordata, Actinopteri, Beloniformes, Adrianichthyidae.